Macaca mulatta (Rhesus monkey) is the source of this 2125-nucleotide messenger RNA. NCBI's taxonomy places the organism in Eukaryota, Metazoa, Chordata, Mammalia, Primates, Cercopithecidae. The record is from RefSeq and is a predicted model, not a curated record.
AUUUUACUUUAAACCCAUGAGCUCAUUGAGAGCAAGGGAGAGAAAGGGAUGUCUCCAAAUUCAGGAAACUGUUGCCAUAGCAUUUUCUCUUCUCUAUUCCUACAUAGCCCUCCUCCCUCAAAGCAGCAACAAUUUUUGCUCCACCGUUUUCUUCCAGGAACCAGAUGCAUUUUCUUUCAGGAACCAGAUACCAUUCCAGUGGUAUGGUAUCUACACCAUGUAAUAACUGUACCUGAUAAGGAGAUUUAAGAAGUCUGAGGGUGGUGUUAAGUUUCUCAGAACAGACGCAUAUUUGCGGAUGCAAUUGCAGAACAGGAAACAGAACCAGGGAGAAUUUUAGGUACCCCCAAAUCUCAUUGGCCCUCCGCAGAAGCCAAGCCACAGCCACUCCUGCCACACAAUCGGAUCGCUUUCAGCACUCGCAGCCGUGGACAGCUCCCUCGCCGCGCGGUCCUUUCCUCUGCAGUGAGCUGAUUUGCUCUGCCAGCAGCUGUCGGUGCCGCACUCCACACGGAGUCCUAGCCAGCGCUCACAGAAUACGCGCUCCCUCCCUCCUCCUUCUCUGUCCCCCGCCCCUCGCUCACCCCGGCCCACUCCAGCGGCGACUUUGAGGGAUUCCCUCUCGGGCGGCCUCUGCAGUAGCACAGCUGGCCUCAUUCGCUGCACUGCGAGUAUGGAUCUCCAAGGAAGAGCGGUCCCCAGCGUCGACAGACUUCGAGUUCUCCUGAUGUUGUUCCAUACAAUGGCUCAAAUCAUGGCAGAACAAGAAGUGGAAAAUCUCUCAGGCCUUUCCACUAACCCUGAAAAAGAUAUAUUUGUGGUGCGGGAAAAUGGGACGACGUGUCUCAUGGCAGAGUUUGCAGCCAAAUUUAUUGUACCUUAUGAUGUGUGGGCCAGCAAUUACGUAGAUCUGAUCACAGAACAGGCUGAUAUCGCACUGACCCGGGGAGCUGAGGUGAAGGGCCGCUGUGGCCACAGCGAGUCGGAGCUGCAAGUGUUCUGGGUGGAUCGCGCCUACGCACUCAAAAUGCUCUUUGUAAAGGAAAGCCACAACACGUCCAAGGGACCUGAGGCGACUUGGAGGCUGAGCAAAGUGCAGUUUGUCUACGACUCCUCCGAGAAGACCCACUUCAAAGAUGCAGUCAGUGCUGGGAAGCACACAGCCAACUCGCACCACCUCUCUGCCUUGGUCACCCCCGCUGGGAAGUCCUAUGAGUGUCAAGCUCAACAAACCAUUUCACUAGCCUCUAGUGAUCCACAGAAGAUGGUCACCAUGAUCCUGUCUGCGGUCCACAUCCAACCUUUUGACAUUAUCUCAGAUUUUGUCUUCAGUGAAGGAAACUGAAGUUUAGUAGAUUAAGAGACUCGCCCAGAGUGACAGUGGAAGAUCUGGGAUCUGAACCCACUAUCAUCUCUUUCCCUCACAAUGUUCCAUUACAUCUACUCCCUCUUGAUGUGAUAAUCUGGAUCUAUGGAACCACUAAAAGUUCAUGUAUAUCUCUAUUUCUACAACUAUAUCUAUCUGUAUAUCUAUUUAUUCAUUGUUAUGGUACAAACCAAGAGAAAAGAGAAAACAUGACUUUACAAAUUGGUCAAGGUCGUUUGGUGCCCCAUUCCCGGAUUCUUCCCAAUCCAACUCCAACCUCCCUUCCUCCUGAAGCUUUCUUAACUCACCACCCUCCCUGUCCUGAAUACCUGUAGUUGGGGCCACACAGAACACCACCUGUCCAUGUUCUCCAGUGGUUUUGCUACGUAAGCUCUUGCUCCCAGACACAACUCUUUCUCCAUUGCCUCUCCCAUUCUGCCUAGGGAGAUAGAUGUUGUAUUUGGGGCUCCUGGCUGAUUGUGUGCCUGGGCAACUAGAGUGUAAGCAGGGAGAAGUGAGCUAAAACCAUGGUCUGACAGUCUGGGUAACUAUGAAAUUGCUCUGCAGGGGAGAGAGUUAAGAAGAGAAGAGACACAGGAUAGGGCCACAAGGGCAACCUUGUAAAGAUGCCUGGGGUCUGCUCAAGUAGCAGCCUGGAAUGGUGCACAGAAGAGAGUCUGAAGGUCCUGAGGUCUUUGCUAUUUUUUUGUGAGAUAAUUUAUUUUUUUAUUUUUACCAUUUAAAACAGACUUAGCCUUA